Molecule: messenger RNA, 1125 nt
Organism: Lachnellula hyalina
Lineage: Eukaryota; Fungi; Ascomycota; Leotiomycetes; Helotiales; Lachnaceae
Exons: 4
Coding region: 1-1125 (374 amino acids)
Source: RefSeq, a predicted model, not a curated record
AUGACCUUUGCUGUCAGACUCUCAUCCAUGAAAUUCGAUAGAAGCUUCACUUCCUCUCACGGCUCUACCAUUCGAGGGGUGUUCGUCGUCAUAGCUUUCUGUGUCUUUGGGUAUCUUCUUUUGCUUCCUCUCUUUGCCAUCCUCAAAGGAUUUCAAUUUCUCUUUUCCUUCCACACCGAGAUAGUGAUUCCUGGACCUGGCGAAGAUGCACUCGGGCAUUUCGCGGGAAGGCGAGACUGUGGUAUCUCAAAAUCAGAAAUCUACCUUGCGCCCUUUCCCCUAGACCCAGGAGUCUCGCCAUUCUGCAAAGACAGAGCAACGCUUCUCGAAGCACUCAGCAGCGGAGGCCGACAUGGCUUCGACGAGCCAUUCGUUGGAAAGGGCUGUACAUAUAGAUGGUUCUCUACGCCAGAGAUAUGCAUGAUCCUCGAACGCUUCAACGCACUUGUCUUCAUCGGCGACAGCACAGCCCAAACAAUCUACACAGCCCUCAACAUCCUAUUACGCGAAGACCUCGCCCUGGGAGGUUUGCAGCAAUGGAUGAUGAAUGACCAAGAUCGAGCUGCUUGUAAGUGUGAUCAGCAGUUUGUCAAUGGAGACUGUUUGGGGUACUCUAUCAGGGGCAUCAAAGAGGCGAAGAAGAAUAUGAAGCAAAGUCCUUAUUUCUGUGAGCGAGUCCCACACGCUUACGUCCCUGUCGACAGCACGCCCGCAUCUUUGACAGCCCUGAAUGCCUUCAAAUCUCUCACCUACGACCGUCCUAAGCCUUGGCAACCCUCGCCAGUAAUCCUCUCCUUCAGUCCGUCUCUCGACAUUACGACAACGACUCGGGUUCUGGAUGAAUGGGCCUCUCUUGCAACGGCUGCUGAACGCAAAAUCCCCUUGCUGUUCCUCGGUCCUCAAGCACAGGGUUUGAACAAAGCUGGUAAGGAUGGAAAUGCGGCGUUGUGGAAGUUCCAGGACGAGAUCGCUGAGCCGGCAAAGCGGAGACAUUUUGAUGUGCUUGGGUUAUGGAACUUGACGGCUCAGGCUGGUAGUACGGAUGGGGAGAAGUAUGGAGAGAAAGUUGCCUUAGUGCAAGCUAUGAUGAUAAUUAAUUGGUUGUCGAAGCUGGGGACUUCUUGA